Molecule: messenger RNA, 2188 nt
Organism: Rhinolophus ferrumequinum (greater horseshoe bat)
Lineage: Eukaryota; Metazoa; Chordata; Mammalia; Chiroptera; Rhinolophidae
Gene: CEACAM20
Product: CEA cell adhesion molecule 20
Exons: 9
Coding region: 90-1685 (531 amino acids)
Biological process (GO): heterophilic cell-cell adhesion
Cellular component (GO): cell surface
Source: RefSeq, a predicted model, not a curated record
GAGGUUCAGAGAGGGGAAGUAAGUUACCCAAGGUCACACCUAGAAUGAGCAGUAGAUCUAGCAUUUGAGCCCGGCUGGGCAUUGAGCUCAUGUGUCUUCUGGUAAUUCCAAUCCAUCCCUGUCUCUCUGGAUCCCUCUGUGACUAUGUCUUGCUUGGUCUUCCUCUGUCUGUGUCUCGCCUCUUUCUCCCUCCUUCUCUUUCUCCCUGUGCAGAAUCGCUGGCCAAGCCCACCAUUUCAGUCAGCCAGGGCACUGCCAUAGAGCACAGAGAAAAGGUGACCUUCUACUGUGACACCAAGGACGUCAACAUUACCAUCCACUGGGUCGCCAACAAUCGCCCCCUGGUGUUCCAUGAGCGCCUGCAGCUGUCCCCGGAUGGCAAGACCCUCACCAUCCUCACGGUCCAGCGAGAGGACGCCGGGAAUUACCAAUGUGAAGCCUGGGGUGCCCGCCAGGUCCAGAGCAGUGAUCCCACCUUCCUGAUGGUGAACUAUGGUCCUGACCCCACUGAAAUCAAGCUGGAGUCUGGUGUACUCAGCGGAGAGGUGGUUGGGGUGACGGAGGGCUCCAACGUGACCUUCGCAGUGGAAGUGCAGUCUCACCCCUCUCCUGCCUUUUCCUGGUUUUUCCACAAUGACUCCCUCCGAUCUCUCACCACGAGGACUUUCACCAUCCAUGCCGUGUCCAGGGAACACGAGGGCACGUACAGGUGCUUGGUGUCCAAUAGUGCCACCCACCUGUCCCUCUUGGCUGCUCUUAAAGUCCGAGUCCUUGAAAGACUGGCCAAGCCUUGCAUUGUGUCCCCAAGCCUGAAUCUCCAGGAGAAUGCCAGCUCCGUGGCCCUGACCUGUCAGACCACCCAUGAGAGGGUUCGAGUCCAGUGGCUCCUGAAGGACCAGCUCCUCCUUCCCAGCAAGCACCUGGUGCUGUCAGCUGACAACAAGACCCUGGUCAUCCACGGCCUUGGGAGGAAUGACACGGGGCCCUAUGAGUGUGAGGUCUGGAACUGGGGCAGCUGGGCCCGAAGCGAGCCCUUCUGGCUGACCAUCAGCUAUGGCCCUGACCGAGUGGACAUCACCAUGGGGCCGGGGUCUGGGGUGGUCAGCGACGUCACAGCGGAGCUCAACUCCAGCUUGACCCUGCAGUGUCGGGCUGAGUCCCAGCCCGGCGCCGAGUACCGCUGGACCUUUGAGCAUUCCACCACUGUGUAUAUGGGGGGAACGCUGACCAUUGCAGCCCUGUCCUGGGAACACCAGGGGAUCUACAACUGCACAGCCCUCAACCCUCUGACCCGCCUGGCCCGCUCCACCUUGGUCCUGGUCAGAGUGGUAGGUUCCCAGUCGUCCUGGUCUGCAGGGGCCAUCGCCGGCAUUACCAUUGGGAUCCUGACGGUCAUUGUCCUGUCCACAGGGCUGGGCUGUUUCCUCUACAUCAUAAAUGUCGGAUGGCCCUCAAAGGAAACAGCAGAGGACCCCAUCCAUGAGGCCACGACACCCACCUCUGAGAAGGAACCCGAUGGAGAGCUCAGUUCUGACUGGCCGAGGCUUGUGUAUGCCAAUAUACCUGAACCUCAGGGACAGGUCAGAGUCAAAAAGAUGCUGCCACCAGACCCCCCUGAGCAGUUUUAUGAGGUGCUUGUGAACCCAGUAUGCAACAUUUACUGCGAAAUGAAGCCCUCCAUCUAAUGGAAGCAGCGAUCUUUUCUCCAGAAGUCCUAGAGAAACCAUGCUUAAUCACAUAUCCAAUGACAUUUAUUUGGUGCAUAUUAUAUUCUUGCCACUCUUUGUAGACCUUGUGACAUUCCGUUUCAAUGUGUUGUUCAGGCUCUGGACCCUAGAUCUCACCAAACUUUAGGCUUUUGAGUUAUAUUUCUUUAAAAUCAAUAGAAACAGGGAGAAAGCAACCAAGAAUUAGAGGGCCAAGGUUCGAGACCCAGCAGCUGCGGGUGCCAUAGACACAUCACAAGAUGGACAAACACUGUUGAUGGACACAGCAGCCAUAGUGUGAGCCAGCCAGAGAUCUUAGGCUUUUAAUAUUGUCUUGAAAAUGGUAGCCAAUGCAAUCCAACAUGAAAGGGACUAUCUGGCUUAAAAUACUGAUAAGAAGAGAUGAAAUUAUUACCUGUAGAUAAUUAUCUCACUAGAAAAACCAAGAGAAUCAAAUUAAGAAUUCAUAACCUUUCAGUAGG